Molecule: messenger RNA, 1466 nt
Organism: Rhinopithecus roxellana (golden snub-nosed monkey)
Lineage: Eukaryota; Metazoa; Chordata; Mammalia; Primates; Cercopithecidae
Exons: 4
Coding region: 591-1421 (276 amino acids)
Source: RefSeq, a predicted model, not a curated record
GAAAGUUUAAAUUCCAUAAUGUGAAAAAUACUGAAAAUACGUAUAAGUGAGAUCUUUCACACAUUUAACAAUGCUAAACCAUGACUUUCUAAACCAUGACCAACGAAAACUUUUUUUUAAAAAAACUUUAUUACACGAAGAUUCCUAGAACUAAACGCGUCAUUGCCUGACCCAAAGAAUUUCAGGUAAGUGAGGUUCACCAUCCUGAUUUUAAUCAAAGGCUUCGAUUUCCAUCUGAAUGCCAGCCAGCUUAAGAGGAGGCUGCUGCCUUAAAGGAGCGAUGAAAACGAAGAAGUUCUCAGGUCACAAACUUAGCUCAGAUUCCAGCCCCGACAGAUCUUGAGCCAAUGUGGCAUCACUUUCAGAGCUUCCCAGUCCGUGAGUCAAGCCCCCGCCCCCUCCUCUCCCCGGGACUGCCUCGGGGAUGAGGUUUACUAACAAUUUCUCCGAGUGCCGGCGGAGCCAAGGAGCGCUGGAAUCCAGCGUCUGGGAGAGGCUUGGGAAGCUCUUCCUCGGCUUCCGCAGCCGCAAAGUAGGGCUGCCAGCGCCAGGAUCGGCACACACGCCACCGCCACCUCCCCAACCCCCAAAUGGCUGGGAUACGGAGGGAAAGGAGGACGCGAGGGUGUGCCACCCAACCCCGCAGAGUGAAGUCGAGGCCCCGUGGACCGUCGAGGAAAUCGCGGCUGGGCCGGCCUGAUCCGACGCACGGAAUGCGAUCUCCAGGUUCUCAUCGCGUUCCCGGCUCAGUGCUCGGCGUUCAAGGGGGUGGGGAGGGGCGAAAAGCUGCCCCUCGAGGCUGCUCAGCCGCUGGGGAAGUCCGUGGCUCAGUCUUCACGCGUCAGGCGCUCUCUCGGAGCCUAGCCGAGCCGGGCCCGGGCGCGCAGCCCGCGGCGCUUCACUCUCAGCCGGGGACGUGGCUCUCCGUCUCCGGCCCGUGCCGGGCCAGCCCCGCAGGCUACCCGCCCGAAACUCCAGAAGAAAGUUGCGCCGCGCGCCCCAGCUCGCCCCUUGCGCGCCCCGCCGCUUACCGCUCCCCGCCGAGGCUUCGUUCUUUCCGGCGUCGCCUCCGCAGCCUCCAGAGCCAGCUCCCGGCCCUCCUCACACCAGGGCGCCCGGGCUCCCGGCCCUUUCCGAACCGAGCCCUCCGCGCCACCGCCGCGCCAUGGGUGCUGGUGGGCGCCGCGCCCCGGGAUGCGCUGCUGCAGCCUCGGGCGGCGCUACUGAGAGCCGGGCCGGCGCGGGCGGAAAUUGCAUUUAAGAGGAACCCCUUACAAACAGGCCAAGAGGAAGUGGUGCUAUUAAAUUUUUUAAAUGUUUGCUCAGGUACCAGCAAGGGUUACUCUGUUGCUGCCAAGAGAUUUUGGCUGGAGUGCAAUGGCGCGAUCUCGGCUCACUGCAAAUUCUGCUUCCCUGGUUAAAGCGACUCUCCUGCCACAGUCUCCUGAGUAGCUGGGAUUGCAGGC